This is a messenger RNA of Lottia gigantea (owl limpet), 558 nucleotides long. RefSeq lists its product as hypothetical. Gene Ontology annotation, molecular function: tRNA methyltransferase activity. Gene Ontology annotation, cellular component: cytoplasm. The record is from RefSeq and is a predicted model, not a curated record. Bases 1 to 558 code for a protein of 185 amino acids. The transcript has 6 exons. Gene Ontology annotation, biological process: tRNA methylation. Lineage: Eukaryota; Metazoa; Mollusca; Gastropoda; Lottiidae.
AUGAGUGAUUUGAAGUUUGAGAAACAGAAGAGUGAAUGUCUUUCUGGUAUAGAUUGGAGUAGAAAAGGUUCAGUUGAUAUACCAAUUGGAGAUUUAGUGCAAUAUAUAAACAGUUUAAAUCACUAUUUUACCACCAGUUCAUGUUCAGGCAGAAUAAUGGUCUUCCAACAGGAGGAUAGCAGUAUAAUACAGAAGAAAGGCUGUCAAUGGUUGUAUACCACUCAUGAAGAUGCUCAACUCAAACCUAUGGUUGAAAGUUUAAAGAAUAUAACAGGCAAUGCAGUGUUCAAAUUUGAACCAUUUGUUCUGCAUGUUCAGUGUAAAUGUAUAGAGGAUGCUCAAAAAUUACAUACAGUAGCAAUAGCAUCAGGGUUUAGAAAUUCUGGAAUAACUAUUGGUAGUAAAGGUAAAAUAAUAAUGGCAGUAAGAAGUACACAUUCUUUGGAAGUUCCAUUAUCAAUUAAAGGAGAAGUGUUAGUUUCAGAAAAAUAUUUAUAUCAUCUGGUACAAUUAGCUAAUGAAAAAUUGCAUGAGAACUUCUGCAGAAUACAAAGGUAA